Mycetomoellerius zeteki is the source of this 981-nucleotide messenger RNA. RefSeq lists its product as uncharacterized. The annotation marks the transcript as partial. The transcript has 5 exons. Gene Ontology annotation, molecular function: sequence-specific DNA binding. The record is from RefSeq and is a predicted model, not a curated record. NCBI's taxonomy places the organism in Eukaryota, Metazoa, Arthropoda, Insecta, Hymenoptera, Formicidae.
AUAAGUAUAACCAGUAGCGGCACUCCGUAGAAAUAGCGUCGGAGAAAUUUCACCGCGCAUGCGCUGCAUUACUACCGACAACAUGGCGUCAAUUAAAUACUUUAAAUGUAUUUAAAAAUAUACAAAAUGAAACGUGUAAUUGAUGGUGGUUUUAUGUGUGCAAUGCGUGACUGUAACAAUAAUUCCGGAGCAGAUCGUCAUCUAAGCUUUUUUCGUUUUCCAUCUGAUUUAGAAAGAGCAAAAUUGUGGCUACAAGCAUGUGAUAUAAAGGAGAAUAUUCCACAAAAAAGACUGUAUAAUAAUUACAGAGUUUGUUCAAAACAUUUUGCUCCUCAUAUGUUCUUAAAUGAUUUAAAAAAUCGACUUCAAAUACAUGCAGUUCCAAGUUCAGUUCUUAAUAUUACCAAUGAUGUAACAACUGAUCAGAUAGACAUUUCAACAGUAGACACUUCAUGUUUUACAACAAAUUUACAAGCAGAUGUAUACAGUGUUAAAGCCAGUUGUUCAACAACCAAUUUGACAGAUGUUGAUUUAAGCACAGAUUCAACUAAAGAUUUUAAUUUAACGAAUUCUAAAGAUGAUAAAGCAACUCAAACCGAAUUAAAAUUAUCCAGUUCUACUCCAAGAAAAGAAGCUCUCAGAAGAAAAUGUGAAGCUGCAGAUAAAAGAGCAAAACGCGCAAAACUAAAAUAUAAUAAUGAAAAAAAUAUAGACGAUAUUACUUAUUACGAUUUUCAAAAACUUCUUUAUAAAUUUUAUCCAAAACCAAUAGCUGAUUUCAUGAAAGCUCAAGGAAAUAAUCUCGACAAAAAAAGAAACGGUAAUAGAUAUACCAAAGAAUUUAAAAUGUUUUGUUUGAAUUUAUAUUUUAAAGGACCCAAAGCUUAUAGAAUUUUAAGUAACACUUUUAUUUUACCAUCGAAGAGAACACUUGAACGCAUGAUACAAGGACUUAUAAUUUCUCCUGGUUUAAAUGAUAUU